AUGAUAACAGAAUUAAAUUCUAAGCAAAGAGAUUUCCAAAAUAAGGCUGAAAAUAGUAUGGAAGAGGGAGAUAUAUGGGUCCCGCAGAUAAUUUUGAAAGUCGAACACCUUCCACAACAGCAGAAGACUCAGCUGAUGGAAGGUAAUGCUAAUAGGAUUUCGAGGAUGAUUCUGAUGAUUGCAGUGAAGAAAGUGAAGUCCUUACUUUUGCUUAUACUUAGCCUCGUAAGGAGAUGCUUUUGUUGUGUACGCAAGAGGAGGCACUCCGAUGCUCACCUUCCCAUUGCUGUCACGGGAGACGGAGAAUUGAAUUCAGCUCCCAGCCAGCCUGAUGAAGGACUUGGCGGCUGGGACUCCUGGGAUGUACCGUCGUCUGUAGUCAGUGAUGGUGGAGGCCGAUCUUCACUAUCACCUGAGCAAUCCUUGUUGCAACAGCAGAUCAACCAGUACCGCUUAAGCCAACAGAGAAAAAUACAGGAGACGGAGAUGCAAGAGGAGGAGGAGCCUAAUUAUUUCCAGGUAUGAUUUUUCUCUGUUUAG
Molecule: messenger RNA, 540 nt
Organism: Penaeus monodon (black tiger shrimp)
Lineage: Eukaryota; Metazoa; Arthropoda; Malacostraca; Decapoda; Penaeidae
Exons: 3
Coding region: 1-525 (174 amino acids)
Source: RefSeq, a predicted model, not a curated record